Messenger RNA from Aedes aegypti (yellow fever mosquito), 2539 nucleotides. It is a transcript of the gene XRCC1, whose product is annotated as DNA repair protein XRCC1. The transcript is spliced from 4 exons. Gene Ontology annotation, molecular function: damaged DNA binding. Lineage: Eukaryota; Metazoa; Arthropoda; Insecta; Diptera; Culicidae. The coding region runs from base 201 to 2435 and encodes 744 amino acids. Gene Ontology annotation, biological process: base-excision repair; double-strand break repair via nonhomologous end joining; single strand break repair. The record is from RefSeq and is a predicted model, not a curated record. Gene Ontology annotation, cellular component: nucleus.
GAUUAUUUACGGCUGCAGCCGUCACACUCAAAAUCAAGCGCAUUUUCUCAAAUUUCGUGAUGUUUCUUGUGCAUCUACAACUCUUACGUGAUUUUCUAUUUUUUUAGAUAUUUAAAUCUCUAUUAGAGCUUAUCAAACUUAUAGUUACAUUCAGUAGUUUACAAUAACCAUCGAAUGACUGCGUGAGGAAUCUCUGCAAAAUGCCGAAUGUUGUGUUUAAAUCUGUGGAAAGCUUCAGCAGUGAAGAUCCGAACUUCCCCGCUUCCAACCUGUUGGCCAAGGAAGUGCGCAAAUGGAAGUGUCGCGACGCAGGGGAAAAGAAUGCUUUCAUUAUUCUGCGUCUGGAAAAGCCGAUGACCAUUAACGGCAUCGACGUGGGAAACGAACAUUCAGCUUUCGUUGAAGUCCUAGUGGCGCGAAGUGGUCCAACAAAUCCCGAAUUCAAGGAAAUCCUGUUGACAUCUUCGUUCAUGACUCCCAUCGAGAGCAGGAACUCAACCAAUAUCAACAGGGUGAGGUGUUUUACCCAGGAUGCGCUGAUUGAAGCGGUGGCUCGAGGUCAGUGGGACUUGAUUAAAAUUAUCUGCACUCAACCGUUCAACAGCCGGGUUCAAUACGGACUUUCCUUCGUGACACUUCAUUGUCCUACUGUAGAAAAGAAGCACGAUGAAGAACCUCACCUACCUGCGAAGAAGUCACUAGUUCCGGAUAAGUUUAAGAGGCAGAUUAAGGAAGCGACCGAGAAACAAGAAGAGCCCAAAAUAAUGAAACUCGGAAGGUUUAACAUCCGGGAAGAAUCUCCCGAUUCUGACGAAGGGAAUAAUUCUGCCUCGGCGCUUUUUGCUCGCUGGAAGGAAAAUCGGAAUGGAACUGAGGGAAGUCCGAAAAAGGUUAACAGUCCAUCGAAUGUAGUUUCGACGGCCGCUGCUAUUCGAAAUGCCUCCACGCCGGCUGCAGUCAAGAAUCGACAGUCUACUCCGGUGGUCAGCAAGAAACCCGUGGCAAUAACGCCCAAGACCAAGCCUCGGUUGUUUGACGACGACGACGAUGAUGAAGAAGUGGCAAAGAAGCCCCUGAAUCGGAAUCGAGAUUCGCUUCUCUACGAUAAAGACGAUGACAAACCUAACGAAAAACUGGAGAAAAAAAUGGCUGAAGAUCGCGCCAGAGUUCAACGGGAAAAAGAUGUUAAAGACAAAGAUAAGCGAGAUCGUUCUUUGGCGGAAAAGAAACCCAAGGCGGCUCACGAUACAUCUGCAGCGAAGUUUAAAGACUUUUUGUUCGAAGACCCUUCAACUGCAGGUAAGGGCGAGAGUCCCGUAAGGACGAGCUCAUCUCAGGAAAAAAGACGUCGAUCUCGAUCUCCUCCAACCGCGGAGAAACCGAAACACAAACGACAAGAUCAGCAUGAUGAAUCAAAGUCUGAGGACAAGAAAAAACGUCCCUCGGAUUCUCCGGCUAGGAAAGCUGACCCAAGUAUUAAGGAAAGAACUGAUAGUAGUAAGAAACAAGCGAAACACCAUUUGUCGGCUGAUGAAGAGGAGGGUGAUAGGCGAAAACCGCCGACUUACAAACCGUUUAACAAGCUGCUGGAGCACGUGGUGCUCGUCAUCAGCGGGAUACAAAAUCCGGACAGGGCGAAUCUCCGAAACCAAGCGCUGGCCAUGGGAGCGAAGUACAAGUCGGACUGGGACUCGAGCUGUACGCAUCUCAUAUGCGCCUUCAAGAACACGCCCAAGUACAACCAGGUGCACGGCAAGGGGAAGAUAGUGAAAAAGGAUUGGAUCGAGCGAUGUCACGCCCUCCGGAAACGUUUAUCGUGGCGAAAGUUUGCCCUGGACUUGAAUGACGCCGAGCAAACGGAUUCCGAGGGGGAGAUCGUUGACAUAGCUAAGAAACCAAGUGGAUCAUCGCCCAGCAAACGAGCAGCCGAAAGGCCCAGCAGCAAAACCGAAGAACAAGUGAGAGAAACGGACGAGGAAGCUCUGGCCCAUUACGAUCUGGAUGACGUAGUGAUGGUCGAGGAGAGGAUCGAGGACACGGUUGAGGUUUCCGGAUCAGAUACGGAAGAGGAGAUUGAACGAGUGAAGCAAAUGCAAAAGAAGACUGCGGAGCAACCUAAUGCCAUGUAUGACAAGAGCACGGAGGACGAAGGAAACCAAAGUAUGGCCGACGCUUUUGCCCCGUUGGACUUUUUCAAGGGCAAAGCGUUCUUCAUUGACUCCGAUGUUGGAGCCGUGGAUAUAAUAAAGUUGGAGCGAUAUAUAAAAUUGUAUAAAGGAUCUAUUACCAAACACGCAUCGGAAGCAGAUUACGUAGUGACGCGUAACCGCAAGCCUAUGGGUGACAGUUUCAAAGGUGAAAUAAUCAAACCACUCUGGGUGUACGAAUGCCACGAUAUGGAAUGUCUCAUACCGACUCAGCGAUACCAGCCUUAAACAUGUAGUUCACGGUCUCACCAUUCCAGUUGUUACUCAAGUUCUCUAUUUAUUAAGUUAUCUGUGUUUUUUAACCAAUACAAAAUCAGUUCGGACACUCAAAA